Messenger RNA from Populus nigra (black poplar), 1840 nucleotides. Its product is annotated as DEAD-box ATP-dependent RNA helicase 10-like. The transcript has 13 exons. Gene Ontology annotation, molecular function: ATP binding; nucleic acid binding; RNA helicase activity. NCBI's taxonomy places the organism in Eukaryota, Viridiplantae, Streptophyta, Magnoliopsida, Malpighiales, Salicaceae. The coding region runs from base 222 to 1610 and encodes 462 amino acids. The record is from RefSeq and is a predicted model, not a curated record.
UUAAACCCUAAUAAAGCCUUUGAAAUCAGUUUUAUUCGUUCUCUCUUCCCACCGCCUUUUCCUACCAGUAGCUCCCGAGUUGCUUCACCUCUGUUUUUCACGCGCAACCGCCACUUCCACCAUCAAUUAAGCAAACCCACUUGUUAAAACUUUUAUUUUUCAAUUGAACCUAUAAUCAACCACCUAAAGUUCAAAACUUUAAACAAAAAGAGAGGGAGACAAUGGCAGAGGUGAAAGAAGAAGUGAAGAGUUUCAAGGACUUAGGAAUAAGUGAUCAAUUAGAGAAAGAAGAAGUGAAGAGUUUUAAGGACUUAGGAAUAUGUGAUCAAUUGGUUGAAGCAUGUGAUAGUUUGGGUUGGAAAAACCCAACAAAGAUUCAAGUUGAAGCUGUUCCUCAUGCCCUUGAAGGGAAGGACUUGAUUGGUUUAGCACAGACUGGUUCUGGUAAAACUGGAGCUUUUGCUUUACCUAUAUUACAGGCUUUACUUGAAUCUUCACAGAAAUCUGUUCAACCUUUCUUUGCCUGCGUUCUCUCCCCUACAAGGGAGUUGGCAAUUCAGAUUGCCGAGCAAUUUGAAGCUUUAGGAUCUGGGAUUGGUUUGAGAUGUGGCGUGCUUGUCGGAGGUGUGGAUAUUGUGCAACAGACUCUUAUCCUUGCCAAAAGACCACAUAUUGUUGUUGCAACACCUGGACGCCUUUUGGAUCAUCUGUCAAAUACCAAAGGUUUUUCUCUUCGUACAUUGAAGUAUUUGGUCUUAGACGAGGCAGACAGGUUACUGAAUGAAGAGUUUGAGAAAUCCCUAGAUGAAAUUUUAAAUGUUAUUCCACGGGAUCGAAAAACAUAUCUGUUUUCUGCAACCAUGACAAAAAAGGUGAAGAAGCUCCAAAGAGCUUGUUUGAGAAAUCCUGUUAAGAUUGAAGCAGCAUCAAAAUAUUCCACUGUUGACACUCUGAAGCAGCAAUAUCGUUUUGUUCCUUCUAAACACAAGGAUUGCUAUCUUGUAUACAUUCUGACUGAAAUGUCCAAUAGUACUGCCAUGGUUUUCACUCGAACAUGCGAUGCAACUAGCUUUUUGGCUUUGGUUCUUCGAAAUCUUGGUCUAAGGGCCAUCCCUAUUAAUGGUCACAUGAGUCAGCCAAAGAGACUUGGAGCCUUAAACAAGUUCAAGGCAAGGGAGUGCAAUAUUCUAAUAUGCACUGAUGUGGCAAGUAGGGGACUUGACAUUCCAGCUGUUGAUAUGGUUAUAAACUACGACGUCCCCUCAAACUCUAAGGAUUAUAUUCAUCGCGUUGGCAGAACUGCUCGUGCAGGGCGAUCUGGGGUUGCAAUCUCACUAGUAAAUCAGUAUGAACUGGAGUGGUAUCUACAGAUAGAGAAUCUUAUAGGUAAAAAACUGCCUGAGUUUCCCGCUCAAGAGGAGGAGGUCUUGAUGUUGUUGGAUCGUGUUAUUGAUGCGAAAAGAAUUUCUCACACGAAACUUAAAGAAGGUGGGGGUAAGAAGAGGAGGGGUGGAGAUGACGAGGAAGAAGACGAUGUUGAAAAGUAUUUGGGCUUCAAGCACAAGAAGUCCAAGAAGUUUAAGAAAGGAGACAAGCAACACGUCAAGUGAAUGUACACAGUUUUGGAUGUUUAUAUACCGUUUCCCCAUUUGCUCUUAUGUUUGUCAGAUUGCUUGAUGAGAAAAUUGUCAUUAGAUUUCGUAGUGAGAAAAUUUUGGUUUUUAAUAUUUGUAGAUUUAAGUUAUUCUGUGUUCUUUUACUAAUGAUAUUCUAUUCUCACAUGUAUUUGGAGAUGGAUUAUUACAUCAUGAUGAACCAGCCCAACAUAAAUUUGUUUGAA